CCUAACCCGGACCCCAGCCCGGACCCUAACCCGGACCCCAGCCCGGACCCUAACCCGGACCCCAGCCCGGACCCUAACCCGGACCCCAGCCCGGACCCGGACCCGGGUCCGCUCUGCUGCCUCCAUCUCCUGCUCCUCCUCAGGCGGACCGAUGGACGGCCUGCCCGCGGCGACCAUGGAGCUGAAGCCGAGCAUCGAGUACCACGACCUGGAGGCUGCUGAGGCACUCGUCAGCAUGAGCUUCUGGGGUCAAAGGUCACACAAACCCCGCCCCCUGACUCCGACCUCUGACUCGUGUGACUCCAUCCAGCUCCAGGCAGAGGGAGGCGACGCCCCCAAAGACCUGAUCGCUCUGUCGUCACUGUGUAUGACUCCGCCUCACAGUCCGAGCUUCGCUGAGUCCUCCAGCCCCCCCGCACUGAGCCCCGCCCCCAGACCAGACUUCCCCCGCCUGGCGCUGUGCAUAGGCCCCGCCCUCCUCAGCGACUCCUCCUCCCUCUUCCCCUCGGACACCUCAGCACUGUCGUCCUGCGUGGCUCCGCCCAGCAGAGCCACGGCCACCAGCGUCAUCCGCCACACCGCCGACAGCCUCAGCGUUUCUCCUCCUCCUGCCCCCCCCCGGCCCGCCCCCUCCUGCAUCCCCCCAACAGACACGCCUCCUCGCCCAGGACUUCCAGAGACGCCUCCAGAGAAGAAGGAUGGACGUCCUCUGUCCCCCCCCCCCCCAGUGUCUUCCUCCCUCUCCUCGCCGGUCCCUUCCCCCCCGCUGCUCUGUCAGGUGAUCCCAGUGGGGGGGCGGACUGGGAUGAUCUCCGCCUUCGUCCAGGCUCCGGUUCAGAUGCACACCCCGGGGGGGCCGACGCCCCUCCUGCCCCCGGCCCCUCACAGCUUCACGCAGUCCCUGCUGCUGGGCUCGGCCAUGCCGCAGGGGACCGUGAUGUUCGUGGUCCCUCAGGCGCCCGCCUCCCAGGCGCCGCCCCCGGCCAUCAUGACCCUGGGCAACACCAAGCUGCUGCCGCUGGCCCCGGCGCCGGUCUACACGCCGCCGGGAGCGGGCGGCGCCACGCAGGCCGACUUCUCACGCAGGCGCAACUACGUCUGCAACUUCCCCGGCUGCAAGAAGACGUAUUUCAAGAGUUCACACCUGAAGGCUCACCUGCGCACACACACAGGUGAAAAGCCGUUCAGCUGUCACUGGGAGGGAUGUGACAAAAAGUUUGCCCGCUCCGACGAGCUUUCUCGCCACCGAAGGACGCACACUGGCGAGAAGAAGUUUGUCUGCAACGUGUGUGACCGGCGCUUCAUGCGCAGUGACCACUUGACCAAACAUGCUCGGCGGCACGUGACCUCCAAGAGGGCGACCUCCUGGCCCGCCGAAACCGGAGACCUCAACAGAGUGGCGCUGCCCACGCUUCCAGUGGGCGUGCUCAUUCCCAGCACCAACUAACAGACUCAGGAGCCCACAGGGCCGACUCAGGACCCCAGGAGGGGUGGGGGGGUGGUUCAGUCCGCUCCACCCGUCACAUCAGGACCUCCAUUUCUACUCCACACCUCCAUCAGCCAGUGAACACGUGACGACAACCGGGCCCCGGCUGCGUUCAUACACACCACAGAACAGGGUCAACUAUCACACCCGUUGAGUUGCCAUGGAAACCAGACCAGUUAUCUGUUUUACCAGACUGAUCUGUUUUGUCUCUUCAUGUUGCCAGUGAAACUAAACCUUUCUGAGCUGAGCAGCAUCGGCCAGACUCACCAGCUCCCCCCUGAGGCUGAAACAUUCACUACACUCCAACUGCUGAGAAAUCGGUCUCUUCUUCAGUGGAACGCACAGAGAAACGUCAGGAGAUUGUAAACACUCACACACACCAAGAUACUGUGACUGCAACACUUCAUGGUGGCUGACGCUAAGCUAACCGGCUACUGUUCUAAGCAUUAGCUCAGGGGCUACUGUUCUAAGCAUUAGCUCAGGGGCUACUGUUCUAAGCAUUAGCUCAGGGGCUACUGUUCUAAGCAUUAGCUCAGGGGCUACUGUUCUUAGCAUUAGCUCACCGGCUACUGUUCUAAGCAUUAGCUCAGGGGCUACUGUUAUUAGCAUUAGCUCAGGGUCUACUGUUCUAAGCAUUAGCUCAGGGUCUACUGUUCUAAGCAUUAGCUCAGGGUCUACUGUUCUUAGCAUUAGCUCAGGGGCUACUGUUCUAAGCAUUAGCUCAGGGGCUACUGUUCUUAGCAUUAGCUCAGGGGCUACUGUUCUAAGCAUUAGCUCAGGGGCUACUGUUCUAAGCAUUAGCUCAGGGGCUACUUUUCUUAGCAUUAGCUCAGGGGCUACUGUUCAUAGCAUUAGCUCAGGGGCUACUGUUCUAAGCAUUAGCUCAGGGGUUACUGUUCUAAGCAUUAGCUCAGGGGCUACUGUUAUUAGCAUUAGCUCAGGGGCUACUGUUCUAAGCAUUAGCUCAGGGUCUACUGUUCAUAGCAUUAGCUCAGGGGCUACUGUUCUAAGCAUUAGCUCAGGGGCUACUGUUCUUAGCAUUAGCUCAGGGGCUACUGUUAUUAGCAUUAGCUCAGGGUCUACUGUUCUAAGCAUUAGCUCAGGGUCUACUGUUCAUAGCAUUAGCUCAGGGGCUACUGUUCUAAGCAUUAGCUCAGGGUCUACUGUUCAUAGCAUUAGCUCAGGGGCUACUGUUCUUAGCAUUAGCUCAGGGUCUACUGUUCUAAGCAUUAGCUCAGGGUCUACUGUUCUAAGCAUUAGCUCAGGGUCUACUGUUCUAAGCAUUAGCUCAGGGUCUACUGUUGUAAGCAUUAGCUCAGGGGCUACUGUUCUAAGCAUUAGCUCAGGGGCUACUGUUCUUAGCAUUAGCUCAGGGGCUACUGUUAUUAGCAUUAGCUCAGGGGCUACUGUUCUAAGCAUUAGCUCAGGGGCUACUGUACACGUCAUCAAGGUGUGUUCACGCCUCUUAUGAUUAAGAAUAACCAGCUGUAGUAAUCAAGUGUUUUUGUAACCUGGUUAAAAUGUAAGUUUAGUUGAUGUAGACGUAGCUGGAGCCGGACGACAGCGAGUUUCCCGCCCAGCUCAGAACAUGUUCUUCCCACAAACUCACUGAGGAGGUAGAGGAGGAAGAGGAGGAAGAGGAGGAAGAGGAGGUAGAGGAGGAAGAGGAGGAAGAGGAGGAAGAGGAGGCGACAGGCUGCUAUUCAUCCACGGACAGAAACCAACAGAAACCUGACAUUGCACUGGAUUUUUUAAAUCUUGCUUGUUUUUGUACUCUCUCCGUGAAUAAUCAUGUUUACUACGUGUGUACAUGUCAAGUGGAGCUCAAUGUAUGCACUCGUUUUGUUUUUUGCCAAAGCCUCUGUAUUGUGCUUCUAUCGUUUGUUUGUGACUGUAAAUAAUGUAAAUAUAUUGAUAUCUAUAUCAAUGUUAUGUGUAUUCCAAUCUGCAUUUAUUACAGUACGAGUUAUUGAUAUUUUAAAAAUGUCAGUGGACAGUAUUCCUCAGUGUGAUACUACCUACUAUCUUUGCUUUACACAAUAUUAUUCUUAUUUAAUAAUUAUAUGUUGAGGAAAAAGUACUGUUUUUGAUAGCUUGAUUUGGCCCAAAGUGUAGCCAGUAAGAAAAUACCUCAUGUUAUUAAAUGUUAUUCUUAAUAAUAUCAACUUUUCUUGGAAUAAUCCCAUUUCUAAACAUUUGCCUGUAAGCGAUGGUGAAGAAAAUGGCUUUUAUAAUAAAAACUUAUCUCCAUCAUAA
Molecule: messenger RNA, 3742 nt
Organism: Limanda limanda (common dab)
Lineage: Eukaryota; Metazoa; Chordata; Actinopteri; Pleuronectiformes; Pleuronectidae
Gene: klf11a
Product: Kruppel like factor 11a
Exons: 4
Coding region: 152-1447 (431 amino acids)
Biological process (GO): regulation of transcription by RNA polymerase II
Molecular function (GO): DNA-binding transcription factor activity, RNA polymerase II-specific; RNA polymerase II cis-regulatory region sequence-specific DNA binding
Source: RefSeq, a predicted model, not a curated record